GGGACCUGGAAUAUCCCGUGUCAUCAACAGCGGGCGCGUUUGUUGUUCUGUAUAGACGCAUCGAGAAACCCAAAUUACUCAAAAUCUUUUUAAACAACCUGGCGAAAUAGUUUAGAACAAAACGAACGCGUACAUGGCGUGGAACUAAAUGCGGCGCUGGAGAAAGUUGCUCGAGUGUGUCGGCAAUCCAGGUUGGAGCGGAAGGAAUUCCAAGCACGGGGAAGGAGAAGAAAAGGAAGAAUCUGUGCCAAGAUGCUGGGCUCAAACUGGGCCUUAACUCAGUUUAUCAGCUCCGUUGGGAACCGGGGUUGUGGCAUGACGUUAAAGUGUGUUUCUGCUUGACCGAACAAAAGUUGCGGUACCACUUCGACGGGGGAAUAGGAAAAUAGUGAAGUAAAGCGAGUUGGCUAAGUAGCUCUGCCGCUACUCCUGCGGGAAGACAUUUAAAAUGGCGGAAUGCUGCCCCCUUCCCUCUGCCUUCAUCUUCGUGCUUCUCAGUGUGAGUGCUUGGGCCUUCGAGUCGUGUCCGGCUCCUUGCUCCUGCCACACGGGCCCGGACGAGCUUGGAGUGCUGGACUGCAACAGGAAACGGCUUUCGACGGCUCCCUCGGAUGCACCGGAGGGGAUAAGCCAAGUAUCAAUGAACCACAAUGACCUGACACGGCUCCCCUUCCUUGGAGGAGCUUCUGCCAACAUCACAUCACUGUCAUUAAUACACAACCGCAUAGCAGAGCUCUUGUUGCAUCAACUGCUGCCCUACGAGUCUCUAGAGAUGCUGGACCUGACGUCCAACUCUCUUUCAGAGCUCAGGGUGGGAACUUUCCCUUCCAUGGAGUUGAAAUAUCUGAAUUUGAGUAAUAAUAAGAUCAGCAUCCUGGAGCCUGGUUGUUUCGACAACAUCUCCAGCUCCCUGCUAGUGUUGAAGCUCAACAGGAACAGAUUGACAGCGCUGCCAUCCAGAGUCUUUAAACUUCCUAGUCUGCAGUUUCUUGAAAUGAAGCGUAACAAAAUCAAGAUUGUGGACAGCCUGACGUUCAAGGGGAUGGACUCUCUGCGCUCACUGAAGUUGCAACGAAAUGGCAUCACCAAGCUCAUGGAUGGAGCCUUUUUUGGACUCAUCAGCAUGGAAGAAUUAGAGCUGGAGCACAACAACCUAACAGAGGUGAACAAAGGCUGGCUGUACGGCCUUCGCAUGUUGCGUGUCCUGCGAGUGAGCCAGAAUGCCUUGGGCAUCAUCCGACCAGACGCCUGGGAGUUUUGCCAGAAGAUGGAGGAACUAGACCUGUCCUUCAAUCAUCUUACAAGACUAGAGGAGACCGCUUUUGUGGGAUUAGGUCUCUUAGAGACCCUGAAUCUUGGCGAAAACUCCAUCAGCCACGUGGGAGAGCGUGUGUUCAGUAGCCUGGCCAAUCUGCGCACAUUAGACAUCCACAGUAAUGAAAUUUCCUGGGCCAUUGAAGACUCCAUUUGCGUGUUUGAUGGAAUGAAAAAGCUGAACACACUCAACUUACAGCAGAAUAAAAUCAAGUCAAUCACCAAGAAAGCUUUUGAGGGUCUGGAUGAGUUGGAGCACCUGGAUCUUGGUAAGAAUGACAUCAUGUCAAUACACCCAGAAGCUUUGCUGCAUACGAAGCUCAAAGUGUUCAUCCUCAAAACAAGCAGCUUGCUGUGCGACUGCCACAUGCAGUGGCUGGGACCUUGGCUCACUAAAAGCCAUUUCCUACAUUCCGUGUCUGCCGUCUGCGCCCACCCGGCUGUUCUGCUGGGUCAUGAUGUCCUUUCUGUUAGCCUAGAAGACUUUGUUUGUGAUGAAUUCCCCAAGCCUCGGAUCAGCACUCACCCUGAAACAUCGGUGGCACUGCGCGGCAACAAUGUGACUCUGAGUUGUGUGGCGUCCAGCAGCAGCGACUCGCCCAUGAGCACGGCGUGGAGGAAAGACGGCGAAGUGCUGUACGAUGCCGAGGUCCAAAACUAUGCCAGGUACCAGGAAGGCGAGCUCAUCUACACCACCGUACUGCACCUCCUCAACGUCAACUUCACCGACGAGGGCCGCUACCAGUGUGUGGUGUCCAACCACUUUGGCGCCAAUUACUCCAAUAGAGCUAAGCUCACUGUUAAUGAGCUGCCAUUGUUUCUCAAGACCCCCAUGGAUCUGACCAUUCGUACCGGUAAUAUGGCCCGGCUGGAAUGUGCUGCCGAGGGCCACCCCUCGCCACAGAUCGCUUGGCAAAAAGACGGGGGCACUGACUUCCCGGCCGCCCGGGAGCGCAGGAUGCACGUGAUGCCGGACGACGACAUCUUCUUCAUCGCCAAAGUCAAGAUGGAGGACAUGGGCGUGUACAGCUGCACGGCGCAGAACGCGGCUGGCAGCUUGUCGGCCAACGCCACGCUUACCGUCCUGGAAACUCCUUUGUUCAUGCGGCCCCUGGAAGACCGAACAGUGGCGGAAGGCGAAACCGCUGUGCUUCAGUGCAUUGCCGGAGGCAGCCCUGCGCCGCGCUUGAACUGGACUAAGGAUGACGGGCCGCUAGUGCUCACCGAGCGACACUUCUUCGCUGCCGCCAACCAGCUCCUCAUCAUCGUCGAUGCUGGCCCCAGCGACGCUGGGAAGUACACGUGCAUCAUGUCAAACACUCUGGGAACCGAGCGCGGCCACAUCAACUUGGCCGUGUCGCCGUCGCCCAACUGCGACACCAGCACGGGUUACGACCAGGAUCGCUGGACCACUGUCGGCAUCGUGGUGAUUGUGGUUGUGUGCUGUGUGGUCGGAACCUCGCUGGUUUGGGUCAUUGUUAUCUAUCACAUGCGCAGGAAAAGUGAAGACUACAGCAUUACCAACACAGAUGAAAUGAAUUUACCGCCAGACAUCCCAAGCUACCUCUCCUCUCAGGGGACUUUGUCAGAACCUCCUGAAGGCUAUAGCAAUUCUGAGGCUGGUAGCCACCAGCAACUCAUGCCUCCUCUCUCCAAUGGAUACGUGCACAAGAGCUCUGACAGUGGUUGCUACGGAGACGCAGGCAAUGAAGCAGAAAUGGACGGUAGCGGCCGGCUCCACUUCCGAGUGGGAUCUCUGUUCACAGGACGUAGCAGCUUCCAGCCUGGGGAGGCUCGUGAUAGACUAGCUGGAGCCCCUUCAGGCGGUGCCGGUCCACUGGUCAUCUGUUCCGACUGCUACGACAACGCCAACAUCUACUCUCGUACGCGGGAUUUCUGCCCGUACGCUUACCUGGGCGAGGAUGACAUUCCUGACAAAGACCCGCCAAGCUUCAAGGAGAGUUACAGUGAGCGCGCUCGGCGAGAGGACGCUGCGAUGGAGCGCCUCUUCGGCAGACGGGACUCCGAAAGGCCGAGCAGCCGCACGUCAUUGGAAGACUGUGAUGUCCACAGCAGCUCCUUGUGGGGUGAAAGGAAAAACUCAAAAUCCGCAGUGGGGGCCGCUGCUCACAGGACACUUCCUCUGGCGGGGGACGCGCCGACAAGCACGCAGAUCCAUAGACUACCCCCCAAAAGGACUAACACUCAGGAACAUCCGGCACCCACAUAGACCACCCCUCUACUUAGUCUCCCUCUGCACCCACUACCUCCUUCAACACUCUGCCAAAGAUUCUCUCUCCUGGAGUGUUGAUGCAGCACCCCCCUCCCAUCACUCCCGCGGACCCAGUGAAUGUAAACUUGGGAGGGACAUUUUUGUGUGGGAGCACCUUUGAGAAAUCAGCGACCAACAAGCAAUGAUGGGUUGCCAACCCGAGACUGCGCUGAGACAGCGAUGCAACCAUUACAUAUGAAUAUAUCCUCGGCCUUCCUUUUCAAGCAGUUUACGGAGCGGGAGGACCUUUUUUUUUUUGACAAUCAUGUUCUUUUAUUUUUUUAUUACAGUGUCAUCUCCAUUAAGGCGACACCCGCACUGAUCCGUUUCCCCUUCACCACUUGCAGGCACUUAAUUUAAUGGUGAUCUUUUAUUAUUACUGAACCCACAGUCCUCCUGCACAGAAAUGGCAUUGGCACUGUGAAGAUAAAGUGUAGAAUGUAUUGUUUUAUACACAUAUGUAUGUACAGGCGAGUAAUUGAUUAGCUUACAUUUUAUGCUUUUUCUUCCUUUCACAUGCGUUAGGUACUCAUCAUUUUACGUGGGAGGUUUCUGGUGGGAAAUACAAUUGGACCCUUAUAGUAAAUAAACAUGGGAAGAUGUGGGAAUGAUAACCACUAUAAUGUAUGGCAAUCCAUCCACGGUACUUUGGACUGGUCGCCAGUCAAUUGUAACGUUUAACCGUUUUAAUGAACUCUAAUGAACCAGCUUGCUUGAUAUCAUAAAGUGUAGAAGAACAGCAAAAAAAUAUAUAUUUUUUUCUCAUCGGGGGUUCAUUUUGACGUUGAGGUUGAAUGACAUUUGACGCCCAAUGCAGCACAACUGGAAUGAUGAUAUCAUUGUUUUACAUCACGUUUUUGCACUCGGAUUUCGUUCGUCCGUUCCUGAAAUUGUUGACGGUCCUUCUUCUUGUUUUGUCGCAAAUCGGUACUGUCGUAAUAUGGACCCUCACAGAUUUUGCAAUGGUACGCCGAGGGUCUCACCCCUACCCCAUUACAGUUCUUAUCUAAGUAAGCAGUAAAACCACUGUAGCCUUGUGUGCAUUUCCAUUUUUUUUUUUAAUGUUAUGUUUACUUUUUAAAAAUAACAUUUAAAAUUACACAUUCCAGAUUUGUUUUACUUGGACCUAUUUCUGUGUUUCCUUUUGGAUGACUUCAGAAGUUGAAAAAUGACGUCACUGUACAAUGUACUGUUUAUCUCCAUGUGACAUACAUUACGUUAUUGUUUGUCAUCUCAAUGCCACUUUGUUUUCUUUGAUACCAAAGUUUACCAGUACUUAUAGUAAAAAGGCUCUGACUGUUUUGUGCUGCUUUUUUUGUAUUUUUUAAAUUUAUUUCCAAUUCAAUUUUUGAAUCUUGUACAUUGCGUAAAGCUUGUUUAAUUAAAAAAAAUAAUUCUAUUACAUUUAGCUAUUACUGUACUACGUACACAGCACAAAAACGCACAUUUUGGCGUAUUGUCUGUAGUCUUAAACCGCUCCUUUUUCGGAUCAGUCAGGAUUACAGAAAUUCUUUGCAUUUGGUAAAAUACUACAAUAAUAAGGGUAUUAAAAAAUAUAUGUGUUUAUUUUUUCCUGCAUUCAGGAAGUGACCCCGGGUCAUAUUGUCACCUUUAAUGAACUGCUUAUGACAUCACUGACAUAUGACUGUGUCAUGAGUCAAGAGUGUUGACACCAGGCUGCUCCACUCGAGCGUGUGCAUCCCCCAUUUAUCAUAGAAGCAUAAAAAUGAAUGACAUUUACUGUGUUCUCUAUUCUUACACUACAACACUUCUUUUGCACCUUCCAACAGAACCGUAAUCUACU
Corythoichthys intestinalis (scribbled pipefish) is the source of this 5390-nucleotide messenger RNA. It is a transcript of the gene lrig2, whose product is annotated as leucine-rich repeats and immunoglobulin-like domains 2. The coding region runs from base 449 to 3544 and encodes 1031 amino acids. Gene Ontology annotation, molecular function: protein binding. The record is from RefSeq and is a predicted model, not a curated record. The transcript is spliced from 18 exons. NCBI's taxonomy places the organism in Eukaryota, Metazoa, Chordata, Actinopteri, Syngnathiformes, Syngnathidae.